AAUUCGUCCUACAAACUACUCCAUCAAUGGACUGGAGACAAAUCGCCAAUCUGAUCAGAGAAGGGAGUUAUCGAGGAUUGACAAGAACAACUCAAUCAGUCGCAAUUGGAGUUCUCUUAAUCGCUACAUUCUCUAUUUUCAUGGUGGUUAGACUUAAAGGAGGGAGAAUCUCAAAUUACGAUCUUCAAUCAAGUUCUUGUCAAUUUCCAGCCAUCUACAACUUUGGUGAUUCGAAUUCAGACACAGGAGCUGUAUCUGCUGUAUUUGGUUCUGUUCUUCCUCCAAAUGGGAUGACCUAUUUUCAUAAACCUUCUGGCAGGUACUCUGAUGGCCGCCUAAUCAUUGAUUUCAUAGCUGAAAGGUUAGGUUUACCAUACUUAAGUGCAUUUCUGGACUCAAUUGGAUCAAAUUUUCGACACGGGGCUAAUUUUGCAGCCAGUGGAUGUACCAUUCAGCCUGCGGACUCUUUGAUGCUAAACCGGACUUUUAACCCUCUUACGCUUGAUAUACAGCUCUUGCAGUUUGAACAAUUCAAGAAACGGUCUUCUGAAUUGUAUCUUGAAGGACCGGAGAAAAGUUUUGAUAUUAAAGAUCGUCUGCCACGACCUGCGGAUUUUACUCGGGCCCUUUACACGUUUGAUAUAGGACAGAAUGAUCUUCAUGCCGGGAUUAUAUCAAUGAAGGAAGAACAGGUGAAGACAUAUAUCCCUACCAUAAUCAAUGAGUUUGCUUCUGUUGUUGAGAAACUUUACCAAGGAGGAGCAAGAAGAUUUUGGAUUCAUAAUACUGGUCCGAUCGGAUGCCUACCUUUUUUUGUCCAUAACUAUCCACCAUCGCCGGACAACACAGACCAAGUUGGGUGUGUGAAAUCAUACAACAAAAUAGCGCAAGAAUUCAAUAAACGGCUCCAAGAUAAGGUGUUGCAACUUGGAACAAAACUUCAAGAAACGUCGUUCGUGUAUGUCGACAUUUUCUCAGUCAAGUAUUCUCUCAUUAGUGAAGCAAACAAGCUUGGGUUCACCGAUCCUCUAGGGCAAUGCGUAGCGCAAGAUGGUUCGGUAUGUGCGAAUCCCUUAGAAUAUAUUAGCUGGGACGGAAUACAUUAUACAGAAGCGGCUAACAAAUGGAUCGUUAAUCGUCUUGAAGAUGGUUCCGUAUGUUCUCCAAAGAUUCCCCUCACAAAAGCUUGUCAAACUCUCACGGACGUCCGUCAAUAACAUUUCAGGAAACUGUAUAUGGAAAUUUGGUAGGAAAACAGUUGUCAA
Messenger RNA from Cynara cardunculus var. scolymus (artichoke), 1265 nucleotides. Its product is annotated as GDSL esterase/lipase At3g26430-like. The coding region runs from base 27 to 1217 and encodes 396 amino acids. Lineage: Eukaryota; Viridiplantae; Streptophyta; Magnoliopsida; Asterales; Asteraceae. The transcript has 5 exons. The record is from RefSeq and is a predicted model, not a curated record. Gene Ontology annotation, molecular function: hydrolase activity, acting on ester bonds.